Molecule: messenger RNA, 817 nt
Organism: Merops nubicus (carmine bee-eater)
Lineage: Eukaryota; Metazoa; Chordata; Aves; Coraciiformes; Meropidae
Gene: NTPCR
Product: nucleoside-triphosphatase, cancer-related
Exons: 5
Coding region: 1-597 (198 amino acids)
Molecular function (GO): ribonucleoside triphosphate phosphatase activity
Source: RefSeq, a predicted model, not a curated record
AUGGAGCAGUUUACCAUGGUAGAGGAAUCUGAUCCUAGUGGAGGUGGAAUGGGAUAUAGAGUUGGAAAGACUACUUUGAUCCAGAAAGUCACUCAAGCUCUAAAAUCCUCAGGCAUUCCCAUUGAUGGAUUUUACACAGAGGAAGUUAGAGAAGGUGGCAGGAGAACAGGAUUUGAUGUAGUCACUUUAUCUGGAAAACGAGGACCUUUAUCUAGAGUGAGUUCUGAUUCUUCUACUUCAAGACGUGAAUGUCGGGUGGGACAGUACGUUGUAGACAUUGUUUCAUUUGAGCAGCUGGUUCUACCUAUGCUGAGAAAUGUAAACCAUGGCAGUGAUGCAGAGAAGAAAAUUUGUGUCAUAGAUGAGAUUGGUAAAAUGGAGCUCUUCAGCCAGGCUUUUAUACAAGCUGUUCGUCAAACGCUGACUGGCUCAGGGACCGUGGUGCUUGGAACUAUUCCCAUACCUAAGGGAAAGCCACUGGAUCUUGUUGAAGAAAUAAGAAGCAGGAAAGAUGUUAAAGUGUUCAACGUUAGUAAGGAAAACAGAAACAGCAUUUUGCAAGACAUCUUGGCAGCUGUAGAAUCCUGCAGAAAAUGAAGACCUUUUCUUGCCUGUAAACACUAAAGCUUUUCUUUUCACAAAACAUUACAACAUUUUGUGGAUGUUUUAAAGUCUGUCCUUCCUGCUUUAGGCCCUGGGGGCUUUACUGGAUCCUCUCUUCAGUUGCAGUAUGAGAAGGGUUACCUGGAAUUUUAAGGAAACUUCCUGUAGUCCCAAGUGAAAUUUAUAGAAUUCUACUUCAUGAGGAAAAGUGACC